CUGGGAGGAAGCCUGCAUGUACAGCACAUCACCACAAUCAAGUACAGACACGGACGCAGCAGCAACAAGUCUCCUGUUCAUUGUUAUUAUUCAUAAAGUAAAAACCUAAUUUCAAUUUCAGCUUCUGAACAAAGUGCUGAAUACGAGGUUUAAAAGUAAGACCAUCAUCUAAUAAGAUGCCAGGAUAUUUAAAGCAGAAACAAUCUCAUGACUUCUCCCUGUUUACACAAAAUAUUAGUGUUGCAAUCACAAACACGCAUAGAUCCUCUGGCUGCAGAACAGGGUAUGGCGAGAAACACAAAUGAACCUUAGUUACAGAGACAUAGAUUAUGAUCCAGGCUGAUGGGAACGAAGCUGGUUACCGGAGACGUGCACCGUCCUGAUCCUAGAAACCUGACUCGACUACACGUCUGCAGGUUUGUCAUGUAUCAGAGUGAGGACAGAGAGGAGGGACUCUCUGCCUCUAAACCAGAUCCAUGUGAGGAAUAUGACGACCAAACGAGAUCUCACAGGCCGGAGAAGAGAGAAGGAGAGGACAGAAACUCAUCCACCCAGUGGUAUGUCCGUGAGGAGUGGCAGGUCCAUGUCUGACCCUGUUAAUUUUAAAGGACGACAUGCUAAGAUGCUAGCUCACAGACUGUUCAGAAGUAAACAACCAUGGUGACGCUCAAACCUCUGGAUUAAACCUGAAGUGAUUUCUGCCUAAACUCUAAAUCCACCUUCCAGUGCAGGUUUGUUAUGGAUCAGAGUGAGGACAGAGAGGAGGGACUCUCUGCCUCUAAACCAGAUCCAUGUGAGGAAUAUGACGACCAAACCAGAGCUCACAGGGGAGAGAAACAGGAGAGGAUGGAUUCUCCUACAUCCAGCUGUGCGUCCAUGAAGAGUGAUGCAUCCAUGCGUGACCCUAUUGAAUUUAAAGAGCAACGUUCUUCUGAAACCAAGCCGGAAAAGAAGGAGAGGACAGAAACUCAUCCGCCCAGUGGUAUGUCCGUGAGGAGUGGCAAGUCCAUGUCUGACCCUCUUAAUUUUAAAGGACGACAUUCUUCUGAUGCUAAGCCAGAGAAAGAGGAGAGGAUGGACUCUCCACCCAGCUGUGAGUCAUUGGGUGAUGCGUCCAUGCAUCAACAGAUUGAUUUUCAAGGUCAAAAUACUUCAGAAACUAAAGUUCAGGAGUUUUCAGAGGAUCCCAAACUGGAGCAACCAACAAACCUGGACUCUAUAUUUACGAUUCUUAAAGAGAACAUUGUCAGCUUUGUGACGGAGGAGUUGAAGAAUUUCCAGCAUCUUCUGAGUGCAGAUCCAGAAACAUUAAAGAGCCAGAAGAAAACUGAGGAGGUGGAUGGUGAAGAGAAAGUGCAGAAGAGCAAAUUCACAGAGGCUUUGCUGAACAUCACUCUGCACUACAUGAGGAAAAUAAAGCAAGAGGAACUGGCUGAUUCUCUGCAAAGUAGAACUUCUUCUGGACUGUGCCAGCGUAAACUCAAGUCAAAUCUAAAGAAGAAGUUCCAGUGUGUGUUUGAGGGGAUUGCUAAAGCAGGAAACCCAUCUGUUCUGAAUCAGAUCUACACAGAACUUUACAUCACAGAGGGAGAAUCCUCAGAGGUCAAUGAUGAACAUGAGGUCAGACAGAUUGAAGCAGCUUCCAGGAAAACAGAUGAACUGGAAAAUAAAAUCAAAUGUGAAAACAUCUUUAAACCAUCAGCUCACAGUAAUGAACCAAUCAGAACAGUGAUGACAAAGGGAGUGGCUGGCAUUGGAAAAACAGUCCUAACACAAAAGUUCACUCUGGACUGGGCUGAAGACAAAGCCAACCAGGACAUCCUCUUCAUAUUUCCAUUCACUUUCAGAGAGCUGAAUGUGGUGAAAAAGAGAAAGUUCAGCUUGGUGGAACUUGUUCAUCACUUCUUCACUGAAACUAAAGAAGCAGGAAUCUGCAGCUUUGAAGAGUUCCAGGUUGUGUUCAUCUUUGACGGUCUGGAUGAGUGUCGACUUCCUCUGGACUUCCACAACACUGAGAUCCUGACUGAUGUUACAGAGUCCACCUCAGUGAAUGUGCUGCUGACCAACCUCAUCAGGGGGAAACUGCUUCCCUCUGCUCGCCUCUGGAUAACCACACGACCUGCAGCAGCCAAUCAGAUCCCUCCUGAGUGUGUUGACAUGGUGACAGAGGUCAGAGGGUUCACUGACCCCCAGAAGGAGGAGUACUUCAGGAGGAGAUUCAAAGAUGAGGAGCAGGCCAGCAGCAUCAUUCCCCACAUCAAGUCAUCACGGAGCCUCCACAUCAUGUGUCACAUCCCAGUCUUCUGCUGGAUCACUGCUACAGUUCUGGAGGAUGUGUUGGAAACCAGAGAGGGAGGAGAGCUGCCCAAGACCCUGACUGAGAUGUACAUCCACUUCCUGGUGGUUCAGGCCAAAGUGAAUAAGGUCAAGUAUGAUGGAGGAACUGGGACAGAUCCACUCUGGACUAAAAAGAGCAGAAAGAUGAUUGAGUCUCUGGGAAAACUGGCUUUUGAUCAGCUGCAGAAAGGAAACCUGAUCUUCUAUGAAUCAGACCUGACAGAGUGUGGCAUUGAUACCAGAGCAGCCUCAGUGUACUCAGGAGUGUUCACACAGAUCUUUAAAGAGGAGAGAGGCCUGUACCAGGACAAGGUGUUCUGCUUCAUCCAUCUGAGUGUUCAGGAGUUUCUGGCUGCUCUCUAUGUUCAUUUGACAUUCAUUAAUCAUGGUGUCCCUCUGAUGGAAGAAUCACAAAAAUCGUCCCUCUGGAACCGAUUGUUUGACAAACCCGACCUAGAUCUUCUCCACCGACGUGCUGUGGACGAGGCCUUGCAGAGUCCAAAUGGACACCUGGAUCUGUUCCUGCGCUUCCUCCUGGGUCUUUCAGUCCAAACCACUCAGAGUCUUCUACAUGGCCUGGUGAAAGAGAGAGGAAACAGACAAAACACCACCAUAAAAACAGUGAUGUACAUCAGGAACAAGAUCAGUGAGGAUCUCCCUCCAGAGAGAAGCCUUAAUUUGUUCCACUGUCUGAAUGAACUGAAGGAUGAAUCACUAACAGAGGAGAUCCAACAGUUCUUGAGUUCAGGAAGACUCACCAGAAAGAAUCUCUCUCCUGCUCAAUGGUCAGCUCUGGUCUUUACGCUACUGUCAUCAGAAGAAGAUCUGGACGAGUUCAACCUGAAGAAAUUUUCUGCUUCAGACGAUGCUUUGGUCAGGAUGCUUCCAGUCAUCAAAGCCUCCAAAAGAGCUAUGUUGAGUGAUUGUAACCUGUCAGAGAGAAGCUGUGAAGCUCUAGCCUCGGUUCUCAGCUCCCAAUCCUCUUGUCUGAGAGAGUUGGACCUGAGCGAUAACGACCUGAAGGAUUCAGGAGUGAAGAUUCUUUCUGAUGGACUUAGGAGUCCACACUGUCUACUGGAAACUCUCAGUUUGUCAGGUUGUCAGAUCACUAAGGAGGGCUGUUCUUUUCUGGCCUCGGCUCUGAACUCUAACCCCUCCCAUCUGAGAGAACUGGACUUGAGCUACAAUCAUCUAGGAGACUCAGGAGUGAAGCUGCUGUCUGAUAUAAAAGAGAAUCCACACUGGAGACUGGACACACUCAAGGUGGACCAUGGUGGAGAGCAGAGGAUGAACCCUGGUCCAAGAAAGUAUAUCCGUAAAUUCACACUGGGCACAAGCAGAGAACACCAGCAGGUAUCUGGCUCAUUUCACACCCUUCCAGAGACCUUGUACCACUCUCACAUUCUGUGUAGAGAUGCAGUGUCUGAUCGCUGUUACUGGGAGGUUGUGUGGAAUGGAGAGGUCCUGAUAGCAGUGACUUCAGAGGGAGAAACAAUCAAAGGCAGCGAAAAUGAUGAAGAUUCUUGGUUUGGGAGGAACAGUCAGUCCUGGAGUCUGCAGUGCUCUCACAGUGGUUACUCUGUCUGGCACAACAAGGAAAUGACAGAGCUUCCAUUCUAUUCUACCUCUGCAUCUAGCAGAGUAGCAGUAGAUGUGAACUACUCUGCUGGAACCAUCUCCUUCUACGAAGUUUUCAAUGACAAACUGUUUCCUCUUCACACCUUCCACUCCACCUUCACUGAACCUCUCUACCCUGGAUUUGCAUUUGGACACAACUCCUAUAUGUCUUUUUGUGAGCUUGCAGGUGUCGGCUCUGUUAUGGAUCAGAGUGAGGACAGAGAGGAGGGACUCUCUGCCUCUAAAUCAGAUCCAUGUGAGGAAUAUGACGACCAAACCAGAGCUCACAGGCCAGAGAAACAGGAAAGGAUGGACUCUCCUACACCCAGCUGUGCGUCCAUGAAGAGUGAGACGUCCAUGCGUGUCCCUAUUGAAUUUAAAGGACAAUAUUCUUUUGAAACCAAGCCAGAGAAGAAGAAGAAGACGGAUUCUCCUACACCCAGCUAUCUGUCCAUGAAGAGUGAUACAUCCAUGCGUGACCCUAUUGAAUUUAGAGAACGAUGUUCUUCUGAAACCAAAGUUCAGGAGUUUUCAGAGAAUUCCAAACUAGAGCAGCCAACAAACCUGGACUCUAUAUUUACGAUUCUUAAAGAGAACAUUGUCAGUUUUGUGACGGAGGAGUUGAAGAAUUUCCAGCAUCUUCUGAGUCUAGAUCUGGAAACAUUAAAGAGCCAGAAAAAAACUGAUGAGAUGAAUGGUGAAGAGAAAGUGCAGAAGAGCAAAAUCAGAGAGGCUUUGUUGAACAUCACUCUGCACUACAUGAGGAAAAUAAAGCAAGAGGAACUGGCUGAUUCUCUGCAAAGCAGAACUUCUUCUGGACUGUGCCAGUGUAAACUCAAAUCAAAUCUAAAGAAAAGGUUCCAGUGUGUGUUUGAGGGGAUUGCUAAAGCAGGAAACUCAUCCUUUCUGAAUGAGAUCUACACAGAACUCUACAUCACAGAGGGAGAAUCAUCAGAGGUCAAUGAUGAACAUGAGGUCAUACAGAUUGAAGCAGCUUCCAGGAAGAAAGAUGAACUGGAAAAGAGAAUCAAAUGUGAAAACAUCUUUAAACCAUCAGCUCACAGAGAUGAACCAAUCAGAACAGUGAUGACAAAGGGAGUGGCUGGCAUUGGGAAAACAGUCUUAACACAGAAGUUCACUCUGGACUGGGCUGAAGACAAAGCCAACCAGGACAUCCUCUUCACUUUUCCAUUCACUUUCAGAGAGUUGAAUGUGGUGAAAAAGAAAAAGUUCAGCUUGGUGGAACUUGUUCAUCACUUCUUCACUGAAACCAAAGAAGCAGGAAUCUGCAGCUUUGAAGAGUUCCAGGUUGUGUUCAUCUUUGACGGUUUGGAUGAGUGUCGACUUCCUCUGGACUUCCACAAGACUGAGAUCCUGACUGAUGUCACAGAAUCCACCUCAGUGGAUGUGCUGCUGAUAAACCUCAUCAGGGGGAAACUGCUUCCAUCUGCUCGCCUCUGGAUAACCACACGACCUGCAGCAGCCAAUCAGAUCCCUCCUGAGUGUGUUGACAUGGUGACAGAGGUCAGAGGGUUCACUGACCCCCAGAAGGAGGAGUACUUCAGGAAGAGGUUCAGAGGUGAGGAGCAGGCCAGCAGGAUCAUCUCCCACAUCAAGUCAUCACGAAGCCUCCACAUCAUGUGUCACAUCCCAGUCUUCUGCUGGAUCACUGCUACAGUUCUGGAGGAUGUGUUGGAAACCAGAGAGGGAGGAGAGCUGCCCAAGACCCUGACUGAGAUGUACAUCCACUUCCUGGUGGUUCAGACCAAAGUGAAGAAGGUCAAGUAUGAAGGAGAAUCUGAAACAGAUCCACACUGGAGUCCAGAGAGCAGGAAGAUGAUUGAGUCUCUGGGAAAACUGGCUUUUGAUCAGCUGCAGAAAGGAAACCUGAUCUUCUAUGAAUCAGACCUGACAGAGUAUAGCAUCGAUACCACAGCGGCCUCAGUAUACUCAGGAGUGUUCACACAGAUCUUUAAAGAGGAGAGAGGACUGUACCAGGACAAUUUCUGCUUCGUCCAUCUGAGUGUUCAAGAGUUUCUGGCUGCUCUCUAUGUUCAUUUGACAUUCAUUCAUCACGGUGUCCCUCUGAUUGAAGAAUCACAAAAAUCGUCCCUCUGGAAUCGAUUGUUUGACAAACCCAGUUUAGAUCUUCUGCACCAACGUGCUGUGGACGAGGCCUUACAGAGUCCAAAUGGACACCUGGAUCUGUUCCUGCGCUUCCUCCUGGGUCUUUCAGUCCGAACCAGUCAGAGUCUUCUACGUGGCCUGGUGAAAGAGAGGGGAAACAGACGGAAUACCAACAGAAAAACAGUGAAUUACAUCAAGAAGAAGAUCAGUGAGGAUCUCUCUCCAGAGAGACGCCUUAAUCUUUUCUAUUGUCUGAAUGAACUGAAGGACGAAUCACUAACAGAGGAGAUCCAACAGUACCUGAGUUCAAGAAGACUCUCAGAAAAGAAGCUCUCUCCUGCUCAGUGGUCAGCUCUGAUCUUUACGUUACUGUCAUCAGAGGAAGAUCUGGAUGUGUUCAACUUGAAGAAAUUUUCUGCUUCACACAAUGCUCUGCUCAGGAUGCUGCCAGUCAUUAAAGCUUCCAGAAGAGCUCUGUUGAGUGAUUGUAACCUGUCAAUGAAAAGCUGUGAAGCUCUGGCCUCAGUUCUCAGCUGCCAGUCCUCUUGUCUGAGAGAGUUGGACCUGAGUGGUAACGACCUGAAGGAUUCAGGAGUGAAGCUUCUUUCUGAUGGACUGAAGAGUCCACACUGUCUACUGGAAACUCUCAGUUUGUCAGGUUGUCAGGUCACAAAUGAGGGCUGUUCUUUUCUGGCCUUGGCUCUGACCUCUAACCCCUCCCAUCUGAGAGAACUGGACCUGAGCUGCAAUCAUCUAGGAGACUCAGGAGUGAAGCUGCUGUCUGAUAUAAAAGAGAAUCCAGACUGGAGACUGGACAAACUCAAGGUGGACCAUGGUGGAGAGCGGAGAAUGAACCCUGGUCCGAGAAAGUAUGCCUGUAAACUCACACUGGGCUCAAACACAGAACACCGGCAGGUAUCUGACCCAUUUUACAUCCUUCCAGAGACCUUGUACCACUCUCACAUUCUGUGUAGAGAUGCAGUGACCGAUCGCUGUUACUGGGAGGUUGUGUGUAAUGGAGAGGUCCUCGUAGCAGUGACUUCAGAGGGAGAAACAAUGAAAGGCAGCGGAAAUGAUGAAGACUCUUGGUUUGGGAGGAACAGUCAGUCCUGGAGUCUGCAGUGCUCUGGGAGUGGUUACUCUGUCUGGCACAACAAGGAAAUGAUAGAGCUUCCAUUCUAUUCUUCCUCUGUAUCUAGCAGAGUAGGAGUGUAUGUGAACUACUCUGGUGGAACCAUCUCCUUCUACGAAGUUUUCAAUGACAAACUGUUUCCGCUUCACACCUUCUACUCCACCUUCACUGAACCUCUCUACCCUGGAUUUGCAUUUGGACACAACUCCUAUAUGUCUUUUUGUGAUUUGUAGACAAAUAUUCACGAUGCUCACUGCAUUCAAUCUCCUUUUGAACCUGCAGUCUUAUAUUGUAUAACCUUAUUAGAGAAAAUGCCCUUGUAAAAAUUGGUUUGCGGGGCCUAUCCCAGCUGUCAUCAGGCAAGAGGCAGGGUACACUCUGAACAGGUCUCCAGUCUAUCGCAGGGCUAACACAGAGACAAACAACCAUUCACACUCAUACCUAGGGUCAAUUUAGAGUCACCAAUCAGCCUAAUGAGCAUGUCUUUGGAGGAGGGAGGAAACUGGAGUACCCAGAGUAAACCCAUGCAGACACAUGGACACCAUGCAAACUUCACCCAAGCUGGCCUUGAAUCCAGACCUUCUCGCCUUUCUCUGGCCUUCAGCACAACACAUACAGAUGUCAUCUGUGAACUUGGAUACAUUUCAUAAUAUUAUCCUAUUUGUUUUUUUUUUUUUUUUGUUUUGUUUUUUUUGUGUAAAUCCAGUCGACUUAUGGCCAACCAUGUGUUACUGAGGUCACAGUGACCUUUACCCAUCAAAUUCUAGCCAGAACGGCCCGAGCUGGAGUCAAACACACCACUGUGCUGCCCCCUAAAAAUCAACAAUAACAUAAAAAAUGUCAUCGCAACUUCAAAUGUAGAAUGGGAGGUCAAGGCUUCAGCUAUCAGUUGGGGUUCAGGAACCAUUGAUUAGUUAUCCAAAAGGAAUUUAAAUCUGUGCUCAUCUGAGUAGUUUCUUCAGUUCUAAGGGACUAAAAGUUCAGGUUUCAAUAGGAGACUGUGGGUAAAACCAUCAGAAACUUGCUUGUCAUCUUGACGGUUGGAUAUGGUUGGAUUGUUAAGGUUUCCUGGCAGAACCAACCUCAAGUCUGCGUGUUACUCGACCUGUGUCUGACCACCAUCUUUUUCCAGUUUAAUGGAGGAUUCUAGAGGCAAGAACACUGCUGUGCAAUGGGGUCAAAGAUCAUGGCUAAUCUACAUGGAGCAGGUAGAGACAAGAGCCCUGAACUAGUUCACAGGAUCCACACCCACCCACUGGUUCAGGUAUGUGGGCGGCACGUUGAUCAAGAUCAAGACAAAGGAGGUGGAAUCUUUCACACAACACAUUAAUGCAGAGAAGAGCAACAUCAAGUUCACCCAGGACAUCAGCGGGGAUAGUUUGACCUUCUUGGACUCUUUGGUGCACCUCAACCCAAGCCUCAACAUUCAAAAGUAUAUAUGAAACCCACUCACACAGACCAGCAUUUAUUAUUUGAUUCCCUCCACCCCGUGGAACACAAGCUAGGAGUCGGACAGACUACAUCUCCCUGUGUCACUGUUGGUGGGAGUUAGUUGCACUACUUUCUGGUUCUGAAACAAGUCAAGCAAGAUUCUGAUGGUUUUACCCACAGAGUUUUCUAUUUAAACCUCAACUUCCCACCAGUCUCUUAGAACUGAAAAAGCUACUUGGAUGAAACAUGUUCUCUAAUCUCUACAAGUCCAGUUACCUCUUGGAUAUAAAUCAUGACCUGGACAACUGAGAACCUUCACACACAUCCCUUAGUUAUGCUGCUUUAGGCCUAGACUUCCCGUGAUGCAAUAAAAAAGCUGAACACACGCAUGUGUGUUCUACUACUGUAUAGAUGUUAUUAACUGCAUGUUCCUCUCUUCUCUCUUUUCCUCUUUCCCUACUUGGCCGGCCUCCAGCAGAUGGUUUCCUCCAUAUUAAUUUAAGAUCUGCUCGAGUUUUUUUUUUUUUUUUUUUUUUUUUUUGUAGUUGUUGUUGUUGUUGUUUUUUUUUUUUUUUUUUAAAUCCCUGGCCACCGUCUCCUUAUCAUUUGCACUGGGAGUUUCAGUCUCUGGGUUCUGUAAAGUGUCUUGAGACAAUGUGAAUAUGAAUUGAUGUUGUAUAAAUAAAAUUGAAAUGAUGAACUGUUGACCCUGAAGAAGGAAUUCAUCACAAUAAAAAUAUCAGUGUAUAUUAACUCAGUAACUGAAAUUAACUUGUAAACACAAAUAUUUAAUAUUCUAUGUAUGUACAGAUAUGUAAUAUCACUUUCCUGAAUAGAUAAAUUGUGUAAAAAUUU
This is a messenger RNA of Mugil cephalus (flathead mullet), 9499 nucleotides long. RefSeq lists its product as uncharacterized. Gene Ontology annotation, molecular function: protein binding. NCBI's taxonomy places the organism in Eukaryota, Metazoa, Chordata, Actinopteri, Mugiliformes, Mugilidae. The record is from RefSeq and is a predicted model, not a curated record.